Messenger RNA from Magallana angulata, 618 nucleotides. RefSeq lists its product as uncharacterized. The transcript is spliced from 5 exons. The coding region runs from base 1 to 306 and encodes 101 amino acids. Lineage: Eukaryota; Metazoa; Mollusca; Bivalvia; Ostreida; Ostreidae. The record is from RefSeq and is a predicted model, not a curated record.
AUGACAAAACUAAGCUAUAUAGCUUUGACAUUUGCCUGUGUUUUGUCAUCAGGAAUCUGCAAGGUCUUGCCGGAUUUGCAAUAUGACUUGGAAUUCUUCAACAAGCUUCCACUGGAAACCGACUUGCAAAGAGAGGAAUCGUUUUCAAUGCCACUGAACAACCUUAAUCAAUUCCUGACUGAUUUGCAACGAAAAUCAAGAGCAAUUAUACGAUCUGUUCAACCAGGUUUUCUUGACAACCUUGAUAUCACCAGAAGAAAAUUACGAUUGGAACUCCUCGAGAAGUUAUUAAAUGGAUCACGAUGAUCUCAAGGGAAACGCAAAAGAUGGAUCGUAUGAAAAUUAUAGACUGAUGUUGCAAUGUAUAAAUUUUAAUCUACUUACAAAUUCAUUAUACGGCCAUUUAUUGGUCGUGUUUACAAUUUACAAAAAAAAAAUAGAAUUGAAUUCCCAAGCAUAACAGUGUUGUGCAUUGCGCAUGUGAUUUUUUGAAUGUUCACUUACAAGGCAAUGAAGUGUCCGCAGUUGUCACAAAAUAUUGAUACUUUUGAGUUCAAUUUACUCAAACUCUAAUUGUUAAUUUUAAAAAAUUAAAAAAAAAUGACUGGUAGUUAUAUG